Molecule: messenger RNA, 1776 nt
Organism: Malassezia pachydermatis
Lineage: Eukaryota; Fungi; Basidiomycota; Malasseziomycetes; Malasseziales; Malasseziaceae
Exons: 3
Coding region: 1-1776 (591 amino acids)
Source: RefSeq, a predicted model, not a curated record
AUGGACAGCAUGAAGGAGAGUGAAAACGGAGCUGGUACUACAUCUACGCGUGUUUUUACACGUCAUACCCUCUUGCAACUCUCACAGAGUCCUCUCGUCCACGUACCCCCGGGUAUGGCGGCGAUGGACGAGUGGUACGGACCAUGGCGCCCAUACACGCCUAAACCAUUUACAGGUGUGAUGAACCAACGCGAUGGACGACCCGAUCAUGGCGAUGGCAGCGGUGGUGCAUAUGGCCGCCGUGAAUUUGGACGAUCACGUCGUGGUGGCCUCGAUGAAGACACAGGACGCCGUGUGCAGGGCGGUAAAAGCCUAGCUGCGACAGCUGCGCCGGCGAUUAUGGGCGCCUCGAUGCGCCCCCGAGCUCGACAAGAUCACAAGACCGAGGCGGAAGAGUCGAUGGUAUGGCGUCGCUCUGCAGGUGCUGCAGUGGGACGUACAGGAGACGCAGGUCAUGUUCCUGCGUGGAUGUCGGACGAGCCGACGACGCGGCGUCCUGCGGCGAGUGGCGUGGAGGCCAUUGAGGCGUUCAAGGCCCAGAUGCGUGAGAUGGAGCGACGUAAGCAGGGUGGCAGUCGGGGCCAGGAGCCCGACACGGACCGCCUGAAGCGAGAUAUGCACCAAGACCUAGCCCAGGAUGAGCCAGAUACAGAGCGAUCUAGCCGCUUUGCGCGUUUCUUCGAUGUAAAGGGCGAGUCGAAAACGACCGACUCGGGCACGGCGUCGCCCUCCGUGAGCUCUCUGGACCUCUUUGGCAUGCUCCAAAGCGUGCAAAAACGGGACCCCACGGCGGAGAAGGGCCCAGCGCCUCGUGUGGCGGACACUCUCUUGCCCUCUCCCCCUGCAGCCACCCCGCUCGCAGCCAGUGUGUCCGCUGCACCGCCCUCUGCGCCGAGGACCGCGACUCCUACCACCCCGCUGACACCCGCGUCGAGUCGAGCACCGCUGCCGCCAGCGAACACGACGUCUUCCACUUCGACCUUGGCAGGCACAACACCUGCGCCCAGCCAGCCCCCGAGCACGGCCGGUCCUACAGGUUCGUCGGGCAUGGCAUCUACGCCUGCAUCGUCAGGCACGCCUAGCAUGAGUAUGGGCUCGGCGUCGUCUGGUCAUCCUGGCCCUAUUGAUGGCCUGCCUAAGCCCAGUGCCGCCGAUAUGGCCUCGAUGCAGAUGCUCAUGGCCAAGCUGAUGGGCAGCACACGCUCCCCGGCUACGACACCGUCAGGGACUGUACCUGUUCGCCCGCCCCCGGGCCUCGCGCCGUCCACGUCAAGCCUGCCGGGGACGCCGUCGGCCACCUCGGCGACGUCGCCUCCACCGGGCUUAGCACCCAGUGGUCCCUCCACGCCAGGGGGGUGGGUGCCGCCGCCUCCACCGCCUCCCCAAAUGACGUCGCUGGGAUUCUUGCAAUCGCUCAUGGCUUCCUCCGGCGGCACAGGGGGUCGUCCACCCGCCUCGGCGCCGGGCUACAGUGGGGGACCGCCGCCACCACCGCCCGGCAUGUUUAUGCAGCCGCCGCCUGGUGUCCCCCCGCCGCCUCAUGCACACCCCCAUCACCCUCCACCCCCGUCGUGGCCAGGUACGUACGCCAUCGAUCCACGCCAUGCAUCGCAUGCUUUGCCCCCAGGCGUACCUCCCCCGCCCAUGCCGCCUGCGGGCGCGGGCGCGGGUGCAGGGACAGGCGCGCGACCGUCCCCGCCUGGUCUGCCGGACAUCUCUACCACUUCAGCAGCGCAGAGUCCCGCGGGUCCUUGGCACCCUCCUCCGCCUGCAUAG